AUGUAUCAUACCGCAUUGAACGAUAUGGAAUUACUACAGGGUGAUGUGAGACCAGCUCUUGGGCCAGAUAGUCCCAAGCCAAUACCUCCUGACCCAUAUCCACGCCCUGACCCAGACCCUCCGGGCCCUCACCCAGAUAUCAAGUGUCGUUCAGCUACAUGCUACAUCGGCCUAGGCAACAUUAAGUCGGAAUUUCCUAACCUCACGGUUCUGCCUCGCCCGGAGCCUAGCCAAGACAGUGUAGCCGAACACGCUCUCUGGGAGGCCGAAUUCGAGCAAUGGGGCGGCCUUCAAUGCGGCUGUGGAAAUGGAUAUUUUUGCCGUGAGCAUGGAGACUGGAUCUCAGGUGGCGAGGUUCUGCACGGGCAUGCAUUACCCCGUGGCGAUCAGAAGAAUGGGCGCUGCCCAACGCAUCACUAUCAAGGUAUGAUGGGCACAAUCUCCAUGCUGUACUGA
Clonostachys solani is the source of this 456-nucleotide messenger RNA. The record is from the annotation of a GenBank genome assembly. NCBI's taxonomy places the organism in Eukaryota, Fungi, Ascomycota, Sordariomycetes, Hypocreales, Bionectriaceae.